Athalia rosae (coleseed sawfly) is the source of this 1854-nucleotide messenger RNA. RefSeq lists its product as uncharacterized. The record is from RefSeq and is a predicted model, not a curated record. The transcript is spliced from 2 exons. NCBI's taxonomy places the organism in Eukaryota, Metazoa, Arthropoda, Insecta, Hymenoptera, Athaliidae. Bases 172 to 1713 code for a protein of 513 amino acids.
ACCCCUUUAUAUGCGAAUAAUCGCGUAUGUUCCUACGUACACAUAGGUAUAUGUAUCUGGUUCAUAUAACAGCCCUGCAUUUUUGAUCGAGUGAUCAUAGAAUUACUCUCGACGAAACGCACCUCACGUUCCCGAUACCAUCCAACCGUUCGACUUUGAAAAUCACACAACAUGGGCCAGAAAAUCAUUUCCGGAUUUGUAACGCUCAUAGUGAUUCUCCUCAUCAUCCCUGAAUCACGUGGGAAGGAUGUAUAUAGAGGACAGGAAUUUUCAAUAGGGCGUUAUAAUAUUCCCGACUUUCACGUACAGUUUGGUUCUACCACGUCUUUUAGUUUCCCACCAGAUUCUUCCUACUGGGAAUUCAUCCUACGGGAGUUAAUGAUGAAAACGGUUUUUCAGAAACCUGUACCAACUGCGGCAGAAAAAAAAUUUCUUCACAAAAUCCUGCGGGAAGAGGAAAAUUUUUCGAAAUUUUUAUCUCGUGGUGAAGUCUAUUUUGUUCAAAAUGGCGGCUGGAUUUUUUGUCUAGAGGAUUGCACCGAUUGCGAAUCUUGCGUGGAUCUAAGAAAUUCCGUCACUCCGACGUUCCAGUGGAUAUUGAAAAAGAUUGAACGGAAGUUAGAAAGGUUUCAACUGGUACCUCAUUAUGACCUUCAGUUAACCCUCAUUCCUCAAGGUGAGGUGAAUUCUGAGUACUGGGAGAACUUCUGGUCCGGGAGUCCCUACUUUUACGUCGCUUUGACCGGAUUCGUUGAGGCUUUGAACCGAGGAAGUAAAGCGGUGGAUGAGCAUUCCUUCGGGACGACGAAAGCGCCUAGUUUGAAAAAUCAACGGGACGGGGAGACUCUUUCUUUGAGUGAAAAGAAAGAAGGAGAAAAGAAAGAAGAGAAAGAUAUGGAGACACCGGAGACCAACAAUAACGUCUUCAUCGACUCAACGACCACCAUCCUUACUACUGAAAUUCAAGGGAAACGAAAUCAGCGGAGAAUUAAAGCUAACGGAGACGUCGGAGGGGUUAAGAAUUACUCUGAACCUACUGGAACGUCUUCAGUUUCAACCCCGCUAUUCUUUCCGCCGAAUGACGAGACACCCGACCAAAUAAGGAAGCUGGAAAAUGACCAGAGACUAAUCCUAGGAACUGACCAAUUCGGGGAAAAGCAUCUAGUACACAUUGUGCCUGCCGGUGACAUUAAGUCAGCCAAAACCGAGGAAAGUUCAGCUUCUGGUCCUGUACCUCUGGACAAAGAAUUUGAAACCCUUUCUUUGUAUAAUAGAAUGUUCAGACGUGUCGUGAACUCCUUGAAUACCCAGAAAAACGCCAUACAGCAAUUCUUAUUCGCUUCUGAAUCGAACAGAACUUUAAACAACAAUACGAAAACCUCCUUUAAAAACGGUCUGGAAGUGGAAAAAAAGCAGAAUAAAACUGGGGUGGAAUCUUCGAAAGACAUGGUGCCAAUAACGUCGUCGGAAAGGGUCAUUAAUGCAUUUGAAAAUUCCGAUGGAGAAGAAACUGACAGUCAAGAACGCGUACGGAUAUCAUUCAAUCCUGCUUCAUCCGCAAGAGAAUUGGUAACAUAUGCAUUGAAUGAGGAUGUCAAGAAUAAUUCGGUCAAUUUUCUACGGAAAGAAUUCGAAAAAUCUUCAACUCGAGCUUCUGAUCAUCAUGAAGAUUACACUACCCAAAAUUAUACCACACCUGAAAAUUCAGUCUGAAGGAUCGAGGCGUAUAAUUGAUGAAUGUUGAUUUAAAUUUUGCAAUAAUGUGUGUUAUUUUUUAAGGGAUAAAUUUUGAAAUGAAAAAAAAGAAACAGAGCCACAGCAGAUCAUCAAUAAUAAUUGUUUCUUUUAUAUCUA